UCUGCUUUUAUUUACUUUGUUGUGGCGUAAAAUCGCGCAUUUACGCAAUUUGUUUAUUACAGCUCGAGACGUAUGUGCAUUAGCUGUCGAUAAAAUAAGCAUGUGCAGCUUUUUGUGGCCGCUUACGUCGGCACCGCCGGUACAAACCUUCGAAAUAAGAGCACAAUGUUUUGCGCGCUUUUUACCACUACGAAAACAGUUAGCUUCUGCUUCGUGAAUGAUCCGCUGUGGUUAAACACCCGUGGGCCUUGCUCUCCUGUUUGGAGGCUUCUGCUACACCCAAAGUGCAGAUAAGUCUGCGAAGAGACCUAAACGGCGAGCAGGAGAGAGAAAUCUACAAACCGAGAGCAAAGAGGAGGCGAAGCUGUGACUCUUCAGCAGCUCUGACACACUACUCACACAGCAGUGAUGGCGCAUGUCUUCAACCAUGGGAAGCUGCUCCUGCAGCGCCUGCACCAGCAGCGGGAGAUGGACUUUCUGUGUGACAUCACCAUAAUGGUGAAGGACGUGGAGUUCAGGGCUCACCGUAACAUCCUCGCUGCGUUCAGUGAGUAUUUCUCCUCCCAUGCUGAAAAGGGGGAAGAGAUCACGACUUUGGACCCCGACAAGGUCAGCCGGUACUCGCUGGAGAAGCUCCUGGAGUUCGUCUACACGGGACACAUGAACCUCAGCAGCACCCGACAAGCGGCCGUACGGCGAGCUGCCAUCUUCUUAGGAAUGGCCGAGGCCACGAAAUAUCUGGAGGAGUUCCCUCACUGGUCUGAGCUCGGCGAAACGUCACAGUCGGAGGCAGAUAAAGAGACGGGUCUCUCGCCUCCCAGCCCCGCCUCCCCAAGCAGCCCCAACUCCCCAGUCCCACUAUCCAUAGUCUCUGUUGCGGGGGAAUGGCAGGAGGAAGGUAAGGGCAGCAGAGAGCAGGAUGAUGAGGGCAGAGAUAUGUUUGUGGAAGACGAUGAAGAAUACACCCCAAGCACGCCAAGGAGCACCGGGAGAGUAGGGGGCAGGAAGAGAGGUAGAAAGCCUAAAAGUUUUGGCGACGAGCAGAUGGAGGCGAGCAGCUCGGCUGACGGCAUGCCCAAAAUCUACAGCUACAGAGGGAGAGGACGAGGGAGAGGCAGGGGCAGGGGCAGGGGGAGAGGAAGAGGAAGAGGGAGCUUAAAAAGUCAAGAACUCUAUUUGGAUGACUCUGAUACGAGCGUGAAGGACUUUGGAGACACCUCAGCAGACUGGAGCCCCUCACAGGGGGAAGAAGAUGAGGAGGAGCCUGGGAUGAAGAGGCCGAGGCUGAGCACCGGAGAGGGGAGGAGAGGGCGAGGCCGCGGGAGAGGGAGAGGCCGCGGGAGAGGCAGGGGCCGAAACAGGGGACAGACCGAUGAGGAGGAGGAGGAGGAGGAGGAGGCGGGGGAUGACAGCAUUGGCGGAGGCACAGAGGAGGAGGAGGCGGGGGAGGGAGUGGAAGAGGGAGAGAUCGGGGAGAUGGAUGCGCUGGCUCUGGGCGAGAUGUCGCUGUCGUGCACCGAGUGCAACAAACUGUUUAAAGACGUGAGCAGCCUGCGCCGCCACGAGAAGAUCCACAAGGGGCUGAAGCCGUUCGCCUGCAUCUUCUGCUCCAAAACCUUCAGGCAGGCCACGCAGCUGAAAACACACCUGCGCAUACACACAGGCGAGAAGCCGUUCAAUUGUGCCGAUUGUGACAAGUGUUUCGCUCAGAAGUGCCAGCUGGUCGCUCACCGCCGAAUGCACCACGGCGAGGAGAAGCCGUACACCUGUGAGCGCUGCGGCUUCAAGUUUGCUACCUCGUCCAAUUAUAAAAUACACAUCAGACUGCACAGCGGGGAGAAACCGUACGUCUGUGACAUCUGCGGCCAGGCGUUCGCUCAGUCCAGCACGCUGACGUACCACAAGCGACGACACACUGGGGAGAAACCGUACCAGUGCGACCUGUGUGGCAUGUCCUUCUCUGUGUCUUCCUCUCUCAUUGCCCACACACGUAAACACACUGGCGAGACUCCGUACAAAUGUUCGCAGCCUAAAUGCGACGCCAAAUUUGUCACAUCAUCUGAACUGAAGAAACACAUGCGGCGACUUCACCCAGAGGGGAACAGCGGCGUGCAGUGCCUGCUCUGUGGAAACAGAUUUGCCAGCGUGAAGAACAUGAUCAAACACCAGGACAAAGCUCACGCCGACGAAGUGCGGCAACACAAGGAGAGAGCCCGAGCCGUGGUCCUGCUGUCCACCAGCCAUCCCGUGGCCUUCGUCCAGAGCAAGCUCUCCCAGGAGAGCAAAGGUUUGGGCUCCAUCCCCGAGGGCGAGCCGGCCAACCCUGAACCGGCCACUCCCAACCCCAAAGCCACCGACCCCGCCGCGGCUGCCUCCGACGUCGCCACCACUGACUCUGCUGCAACCACCGCCAGCGUGACCGCUGACAGCGUCACGGACGCCGCCGCCAUCAUCCAGGACUUCAAGGCGGAGCCCACGCACACCCCUCUCACCACCACAGAGCAGGUGACCUUCGACGCCGAUCAGGAGCAGACCAUCAACUCGGACACGCUGCACGCGCUGGUGGAGCAGCUGCGGCCGCCGCCUUCGCCCGCACAGACGCUGGAGCAGAUUGUCAUCAUCAAGACGGUGGACAACAUGGACAACAUGCCCCCCCAGCAGUGAGGCCUGAGUAACACUGAUCAGAACUAAACUUCAGUUUUAAACAGUCACUCGCUGAUUGGCAUAAAGUCAGUGCUCAUGUUCAGGAUAAAAAAAUCAACAUUUGUAAAGAUAAUCUACAAUACAAAGACAAUUUGGUCCAACUCGGGCUUUAUUUUCAUAGUUUUGACCAUCAUUUCAACCUGUGGUACAAACAGGAAAUGCGAGCAGUCGAGUUAGAAACUAACAUCAAGGUUAGACAAAAUAUUUUGGACGACGGACGGCAAAAUAUAAUCCAAACUUUGUGUCGCCACAUUCAGUUAAAUCCAGUAGGGCAGACAGUGAUGGGAGCGUUUUCGGACUUUUUAGAUAAAUUAAUCGCAUUAUGUGAUUAUUAUUUGUCAAAAAAAGUCUCAAGCAGAAUCCUCGGAAGUCUUUUUUUGUCUUCCAUACUUCCCAAAACCCAAAGACUUUCAGCUCUCUGUGAGUUAAAAUGGAGAAAAGCACCAAGUUCUGCAUUUCAGAGGCUGAAACUAGAAACAUGUGAUGUGGUUUCCACAAUUUGUACGUGGAAAAACCAGAAUAAUGAUUCGCCGGCGUGCACACAUUUAAUAUUUUGCAAUAAUAAAAAAACUUUCCAGUAUUUUUUUUUUAAAGUUGUGACGUAUGAGAAACAGACGAUCAGAUUCACAGCUCAUGGUCUGUAUUUUGGUUUAUUAUCAAAAUCACUUAGAUUCUAACAUAUUUACAGACGAGUGUUUCCACCAAAUUAACACUGAUGCAAAAAGCAUCAAAUGAAGCUAUAAACCCCCCUCCUCCUCCUCCCAAAACAUAAACCCUUAAAGAAGCAGCGUGGCUUCAGUUGAGUUGGUUUACUGGUCAAAACUAUAAGAAUAAAACCUGACCCAGUCAUCCUUUUAAAAAUGCCCAUAUUUUUAGUAGAAGUGAAAUGAAAUUCAUGAUCCAGCAGGACGAUUUACAGCUCCUCAAGGAGAACACGGGUAAUAUGGCAAACAAAAUGCAGUUUAACCGUGUCAGUGGCCGAUACUGUUGUGUGACGCCAGUCUUGAGCUUGAGGAAAAAAAGGAGUGUGAUGGAGAUCUGAAAGAGGCUAAAAACAGAUCAGUUAUUUUUCUAAUGAAGAUUUUUGUUUCCUUGGCAGAGAGGAGGAAAGAGCGGCAAUAAAAGGCAGAAUCAAAUUAUUAUAACCUGAAGAAUCCCAAUAAGAUUCUCUCUUUGUGUUCAGCAGUGACGUCAUGAUCAGCACUGAUGAUUUCAUGCUGUUGUGCUUAAACCUGUUUCACUUUGAAUGACCUGCUAACUGUUCGUUGGAGUCACAGUUAAACUACAUUCUUCCUGUAAAAUCCACUGUUUGGGUUUACCAGAUGUAACCAGUUUUCUCCCAGCAUUAACCAGCUGUACACAUAAAGAUAACCAGUUUGAUUACUUGUGCUGUCUUUUCAAUCAGCAGAUGUCAGAAUCAGGAGGGAAGGGAGGGGG
Haplochromis burtoni (Burton's mouthbrooder) is the source of this 4140-nucleotide messenger RNA. It is a transcript of the gene mynn, whose product is annotated as myoneurin. Gene Ontology annotation, cellular component: nucleus. The transcript is spliced from 9 exons. Bases 409 to 2664 code for a protein of 751 amino acids. The record is from RefSeq and is a predicted model, not a curated record. NCBI's taxonomy places the organism in Eukaryota, Metazoa, Chordata, Actinopteri, Cichliformes, Cichlidae. Gene Ontology annotation, molecular function: RNA polymerase II cis-regulatory region sequence-specific DNA binding; protein binding; DNA-binding transcription activator activity, RNA polymerase II-specific. Gene Ontology annotation, biological process: regulation of transcription by RNA polymerase II.